GCUCCCACUGAGUCCUCCACAGGAGUCGGUUGUGUGCCUCUCAACCCCGAUGAUCUCCUGACUUCUGAACAAUACCAGGGACCUCCGGAGAGUCUCCUCCCUGAUGACUCUGCUGCUCUCAUUUCCUGGAGGGACUCUGGCCAUGGCUUGGCUCCUGCUUCUGCUGCUGCCAGCAGUGUGUCUGCAAGCUGGGAACUCAGCAGGAUCCAACACAGAAAAUACCAAUGGGGUGAACCAGCCAGCACAUGUCUCUGGUGUCCAGGGCGGCAUCAUAGAGAUCCCAUUCUCCUUCUACUUCCCCUGGAAGUUGGCAGAGGAUCCUCAGCUGAGAAUAACCUGGAGAUGGAAGCACUUCCAUGUGGGAUUUAUCUACAACUCCACCCCGCUUUUCAUACACAAGCAUUUCAAGAACAGGCUCAUCCUGAACUGGACACCGGGUCAGACAUCCGGAGUCCUCAGAAUCCUGAACCUUCAGGAAGAUGACCAGACCUCAUAUUUUUGUAAAGUUUUUCUGCUGACGACAGAAGGCAGGAAGUUUUGGCAGUCGAUUGAAGGGACCCAACUCACCAUGAUACCUG
Molecule: messenger RNA, 578 nt
Organism: Psammomys obesus (fat sand rat)
Lineage: Eukaryota; Metazoa; Chordata; Mammalia; Rodentia; Muridae
Product: paired immunoglobulin-like type 2 receptor beta-2
Exons: 2
Molecular function (GO): MHC class I protein binding
Source: RefSeq, a predicted model, not a curated record